ACUGUCUUAGUACUUCUACUAAUAAUAGAAUAUUAAUUUACUGUCUCUGUACUUAUACUUCAGUGAAUGAUCCGAAUUCUUCUUCCACCACUGGUCAAGUCUAUUUUGUUGCUUAUACUUUAGUACUUGUUUAACAAGUACUUGUAACAGAGUAUUUCAACUGUGUAGUAUUGGUACGUUCGUUUCCUCUUCAUCCUCCAGUCUUAAGGAAUCGCUGCUGGCUCGGAGCUCGGAGUCUCUGUCUUCCUCCCGCUGGCUCUUUGUUCGCUCCGAGACACAAAGUGCUCAUAAAGGAAGAACAUGUCCGCCGUGCAGCUGCUGCGGGUGUCGGUACAUGAGCGGAUCAGCGCUGCAGCUGAAGACUUUCUGCUGCAGGUGGAGAAAGGAGGAGGAAAGGAUCAAGUCCCAGCGCUGAGAGGGAUGCUAACCGAGCGGCUAAUGGCGGCAGCUGAGGAGAUCCUCGCGGUGCUUGAGGAAACCGUGGCCGAGUACGAAGACAGAGUGGAGCAGUCCGAGCGGUCCGAGCUGGAGAUCCGCCGCCAGAGGAGGCUGCUCGAUGCCGCGAUGAAGCCCGUAGUCCGGCUGCAUAGAGCAGACUUCUUGCAACUGAUGGUGAAUAAAGAACAGGUUCCCCCUGAGCAGCAGCAUAGGGGCCCCCUUGUGGACCAGGAAUACCAAGAGCCCCCCCACAUUAAAGAGGAGGAACCGUGGACUAAUCAGGAUGGACAGCAGCUUCAAAGACUGGAGGAGGCUGAUAUCAAGUUCCCAUUGACUCCUGUCGCUGUGGAGAGUGAAGAACAUGAAGAGAAACAUAAAUUGUCAAAGCUUCAUCCGGGUGAGAUGAAGGAGAACAGAGCCGACUGUGGAGGUCCUGGUGGACGUUUACAACCAGGUCCUGAGGACAAGACUGAAGACUCUUCUGAGACUGAAAAAAGUGAGGAUGAUUGGAUGGAGACCACGGAACCUCAUUGUGGUUUAAAUACAAGAAAUAACAAACAGCCUCUAAGUGAUAUGGGAUGUAAGACAGAAAAAAAAUCGUUUGGUUGCUCCAAGUGUGGUAAAAUAUUUCAACGACGUGGCAGUCGAAAUAUACAUAUGAGGAGUCAUACGGGAGAGAAACCGUAUAGUUGCUCUGAGUGUGGUGAAAGAUUUAGUCGAAAUGACAAACUGAAAUUCCAUUUGAGCAUUCAUACCGGAGAGAAUCUAGUGAGUUGCUCUGAGUGUGGUAAAAGAUUGAGCAGAAAGUCUGAUUUAACGAGACAUAUGAGGAGUCAUACAGGAGAGAAACCGUUUAGUUGCUCUGAAUGUGGUAAAAGAUUUACCCAAAGUGGCAGUCUAAAUAUACAUAUGAGGAGUCAUACAGGAGAGAAACCGUUUGGUUGCUCUGAGUGUGGUGAAAGAUUUACCAAAAGGAGCAACUUAAAUACACAUAUGAUGAGUCAUAUGGGAGAGAAAGGCUUUAGUUGCUCCAAGUGUGAUAAAAUAUUUCAACGACGUGAUAGUCGAAAUAUACAUAUGAGGAGUCAUACGGGAGAGAAACCGUUUAGUUGCUCUGAGUGUGGUCAAAGAUUUACCCAAAGUGGCAGUAUAAAUAUACAUAUGAGGAGUCAUACGGGAGAGAAACCGUUUAGUUGCUCUGAGUGUGGUGAAAGAUUUAGUCGAAAUGACCAACUGAAAUUCCAUAUGAGCAUUCAUACCGGAAAGAAUCUAGUUAGUUGCUCUGAGUGUGGUAAACCAUUCAGCAGAAAGCCUGAUUUAAAGAGACAUAUGAGGAGUCAUACGGGAGAGAAAUGCUGUAGUUGCUCUGAGUGUGGUAAAACAUUUAGUCGAAAUGACCAACUGAAAUUCCAUAUGAGAAUUCAUACCGGAGAAAAUCUUGUUAGUUGUUCUGAGUGUGGUAAACGAUUCUGCAGAAAUUCUGAUUUAACGAGACAUAUGAGGAGUCAUACUGGGAGAGAAACGCUGUAGUUGCUCUGAGUUUGGCAAAACAUUUAGUCGAAAUGACAAAGAAAAUUGGGAAGAAAUACCCAAUAAUAAAUUCAUAGUUAACUGUUUCAAA
Messenger RNA from Platichthys flesus (European flounder), 2059 nucleotides. Its product is annotated as gastrula zinc finger protein XlCGF57.1-like. The coding region runs from base 301 to 1968 and encodes 555 amino acids. Lineage: Eukaryota; Metazoa; Chordata; Actinopteri; Pleuronectiformes; Pleuronectidae. The record is from RefSeq and is a predicted model, not a curated record. The transcript has 2 exons.